AUGGCGCCCUCACAAGCUGCUACAAACACAAAAAGUUUGGUCAGCGCAGCGCCAAGGAGGCCACGCCCACAGCAACGCCGUCGACGCUAUUCCGAUCUCAAUCCCAUUUACUGUCCACACGAUGACAACGAAGUGCAGCCCCAAGGUGAUAUGCGCUCAUUGAGCGACGACUUGAUCCGCUACUCACAAUUGUUGUUGCAACAAAAGCAGCAACUGGAUCAAAAGAAAACCUCCUUUAAUGCCAUACGCGAAGAGCUUAUCGAGCAGAAACAGAAUCAAGGCGCCUUCGUGCAAGCAGAGAAAAUGAUACGCAGUCAAAUAGCCAUAUUGGAGUCCUUCAUGAAGGUGCCACCUGUGAAUGCCAAUGGCACGGGCAGCUGUGCGGCGUCGGCGGCAAAUGUGAGCUGCAGUACGCGUCAGGAGGAGCACGAGCAUAUGCGUGAGAAUUUGUCCAAACUCAAGGCGCAUUUGGAGAUCAUUCUAUCCAAAGAGAGCAGCCUCAAUAUGUAUAUAAAGAUGCGCAAGGAGGAGGAACAAUUGUUGGAGCGACAAAUUAAUGCCACCAAACCGGAGAUACAGGAGCUGUUAAUGCGCAAGGACAAGCUAUGUCAGCGCCUGAAGAGCUUUGGUUUAACCGAAGACGAUCUGAAUACGAUACUGGAUGUGGGCUACGAUGAUUGGAAGGAUCAUUACGAGAAGGUCUCCAAUUUGCCACAUCGCAAUGAGAGCUCGUGGCUACUCAAGGAUUGCAAACGCUCCGAUGCGGAGGAGCUGCUAAAGGGCGCGCCCACGGGCACGUUCUUGAUACGUGCUCGGGAUGUGGGACACUAUGCGUUGUCCAUUGUGUGUCAUCAGGCGCAGGCGGGCCUGCCCGAUAUACAUCAUUGCAUUAUCUUCGAGCAGGAUACGGGCUUUGGCUUUGCCGCUCCGUACAACAUUUAUCCCACGCUGAACAGUCUGGUCGAGCAUUAUGCCUGCAAUUCCCUGGAGGAGCACAACGAUGUCUUGACCACGGUGCUGCGUCUGCCUGUCUACUAUUGGAUACAGAACAAGCAGCUGGUGCUGGAGCAGGAGUUGCCACCGCCCCCCACUGCGAAUAUACCGAUACCUGCAAGCAGCCGAGCAAGGGAGCGGGAGGAUGUUGCGACGAGCAGCAGUUCAUCGCUGUUGAGCAGCAGUGAAACUAAAACGCCACCGACUUCCAUAUCGCCAUCUAAUUUUGGUGGCAGCGGUGGUGGCGGCGGCGGCCAAUAGACUGCCACAAAAACCAAACACAAGCGCUUUCAAGUUCUCUCAUUGCAAAAUAGAAUCCCACAACAGGGUAUUUAUUUAUGUUUUGCAACAAUGCCUGCUCUAAAGCUAUCUCUCUCUCUCUCUCUUAACAAUAUACUUAGGUAUAUGCAUAUAUGUAAUAUUUUUGUUGGUGUGUGUGCGCGUCAGACGUGCACAGCAUAAGCUCCAACCACCCCCCCAAAUCCCCACUCGCUGCCCCUGUAGACGUCUCUAAAGCGUCGCAAAAGAAAGAAAAAAGAAAACUGCAAACGAAACAGAAACAAGUAAUUUGGUGAUCAAUGUUAAUGUUGUUUACACAUACAUAUAUAACUAUAUGUAUUUAGAUAUGCUAUGCUAUACAUGUUUGCGUUUAUUAUAUUUAAACAAAAAUUUAAUUUUUUUUUGUAAUAUUGGGUUCAGAAACCCGCAAUUAAAAUAUUUCUCUCAGGCACUCACGACGCUGUGCGUUAAAUUUUGAGCUGGCUUAGUCGUGUUCAAUGUAAAUAUAUAAAUGAUAUAUAUAUAUACAAGAGUUUAUUUCAAAUAAUUUGU
This is a messenger RNA of Drosophila busckii, 1824 nucleotides long. It is a transcript of the gene Pi3K21B, whose product is annotated as phosphatidylinositol 3-kinase regulatory subunit alpha. Bases 1 to 1254 code for a protein of 417 amino acids. Gene Ontology annotation, biological process: regulation of GTPase activity. Gene Ontology annotation, molecular function: guanyl-nucleotide exchange factor activity. The transcript has 5 exons. Gene Ontology annotation, cellular component: cytoplasm. The record is from RefSeq and is a predicted model, not a curated record. Lineage: Eukaryota; Metazoa; Arthropoda; Insecta; Diptera; Drosophilidae.